Messenger RNA from Tremella mesenterica DSM 1558, 1023 nucleotides. RefSeq lists its product as uncharacterized. The coding region runs from base 1 to 1023 and encodes 340 amino acids. Lineage: Eukaryota; Fungi; Basidiomycota; Tremellomycetes; Tremellales; Tremellaceae. Gene Ontology annotation, cellular component: plasma membrane. The record is from RefSeq and is a predicted model, not a curated record. The transcript has 2 exons.
AUGUUCACUCCCCUCCAAACUCUUCUAGGAGGUUAUCUCCUUCAUCUCUCCACAUCUUCACUACUCUCCCUUACCGGAAGAGUGUUCGGAGUAUCAGGUAUCGUUUCCGGUGCUGUCCUCGGUGAUCGGGCCAGUUGGAGAUGGGCCACAUUAGGCGGAAUGUUUUUAGGUCCUCUGUUGGUUUCUAUGACAGGUUUGAAUGGAUCUUUUCCGGAUGAUGGGUUAUCGAGCUGGGGGAAACAAGGUUGGGCAAGACUAAUGUUGGGAGGGAGUUUAGUAGGUUUGGGAAGUAGACUUGGAUCAGGUUGUACCUCUGGUCAUUUCCUCGGUGGUGUUUCUCGUCUCUCACCAAGAUCCUUAAUUGCCACCUUGACAUUUUUCUCCACUUCCCUUCUCACAUCUUACUUCUUUCCAUCUCCUUUACUCUCACCUUCAACUUCAUCCUUACAUCUUAUCCCUUCUGCCUCCUUUACACCUUCAUCAUCUUCAAUCCUAAUUUUGCUCACCACCGUCGGUCUCACCAUCCUCCUUCAAACCCUUCCCACUUUCCUACCCCUGACUAAACUCCAUCUUCGAAGUCUACCUUACAUCUUGAACGGAAUAAUAUUCUCCCUCGGACUCCAAAUGAGUGGUAUGAUAUCUCCUCUCAAAGUUGCCGGUUUUCUCGCGCCUUUCUCUCCCGACUUCGAUCCUAGUCUAGCUUUAAUAGUGAUCACCGGGGUUAUACCUAAUGCUAUUCAGUGGAGUAUCAUCAAAAAUGUUCGUCGACCCAAAUUAAGAUGGGAAUCUUGGAACGUUCCUACUCGACGAGAUAUAGAUUGGAAAUUACUUCUAGGUUCAUCUUUGUUCGGUGUAGGAUGGGCAUUGACUGGAGUAUGUCCCGGACCGGCUGUGGUAGGAUUGUCUAACAUCAUCUUUGGAACAUUAUCAUCAUCGACGUAUAAAGACAACUUGAUGAUUUUAGGGAAAGUAGGGACUUAUAUGGGUUGUAUGUUAGCAGGAAUGGCUAUUGUUAAAGUAUGA